AUGGCCUCAGGGAACAGGAAAACCAACGGCAGGCCCGUAAUUCUGGCUUCCAGUCAUACCUGGCGUCCGAGCGCGGUAGAAGCCGCCACCCUUCCUGCUGGGUCAAGAACGAUCGACAAAGCUCCUCCUCAGCCUGUCCUUUGCCCCACUCUCCUCGACUCAAGCCUGCCCGGCCAAGCAGACCAAGCACCAGACGAAGAAGGACCCAAGGGCCCCAAGACCCACACUGCGACUGACCAGGCAGGUUCGUUCGCUCGUGGCCCUGCACCUCCGCAGGUGUCCGUGUUCCGCAACUUCCACCCUCUCGUUCAGCACCAGCACCAGCACCAGCACCAGCACCAGCAGCUCCUCCACACCAUCUCACACCCACCCGUCCUGAAACGCCGUCGGAUCACCAAGGCCUGCGACUUCUGCCACCGUCGAGGCCGCAAAUGCAAGCUGCCCUCCACCACAAGUCCGGACUCGGCCACCACGGUGACAUGUCUGACAUGCAUCGAACAUGGCGCCACUUGCACCUGGGACCGUGUUGCUGCUAAGCGAGGUGUCAAGUCCAAGGGCCCUGAAGUCGCGAGGAAGGCUUCCAGCGUCGCCGACGAGACUUGGACGUACGAUGUCGCGAGGCAUGGAGAACGAGGGCUCAUCGGCGCACUGCUGCGCGUCUUUUUUGAUACCGUGUAUCCCAUCUUUCCUUUCUUCGCUGAAUCGGUUCUUGUCGAUGAGUGGGAGCGGACGAGCCUCUCGUCGAGUCGCCCUGCCUUUGCGCGGCUCAUGGCCGUUUGUGCCCUCAGUUCAUGUCAUGUUCGCGAUGGGGCCGUCUUCAGUCUGCGCAUCGCCCCCACGGUCCCUGCGAAGCACCAGCAGUCGUACCUCGAAGAUGCGAGGAGGGCCAUCCCGAGCGACAUUUCAGCCGCCGACAGCUUCCAGUAUCUGCAGACCCUCGGCACCCUGUCGUUGGCCGCCAUCCAGCUCGGAGACGCUCCUCUUCUCCAUGAGACCCUUGGCCUCUAUCACACGGUCAUGGCCCAGCACAACUUCCAGAACGAGUCACGCUGGCCCUCGAGCAUUGACCCAGUCGAGGUCCACGUACGCCGGCAGUUCUUUUGGUCCAUGUACCGCCUCGAGGUGCAUUCAGCCCUCAUAAUGGGCCACUCCAUCCGUUGUCCGGAAAUGCAGGCGGCCGUCGCAUAUCCGGCUGUCUCGGACGCGCUUGUGGACCCCAUCGCUGCCGCCGCCGCAUCUAGGGGCGGCUUCCCCUCAGGUGGAUGGCUCAUCGGGUGGAACUACAUCACGGACCUCUACCGCGUGCUCGAGCAUGUGAUCGUGCGGUUUCGUUCGCGCAAGACCACGCCUGCCGACCGAGGCCAUAUUUACGCCGGAUACGGCUUCACUCACAUGCCACCUCCGAUCGACGAUAUUCUGUCCGAGGUCUUGACGCAGAGAGACGGCCUGCCAACCUAUCUUGCUAGAGCCCAACCGCCGUCGCCCAACACCGAAUCGAAUCUGUGCGGGUUCCAAGUGGCCAACAUUGCUUGCACUAUCCAGGUACGCGAACUAGAAUCUGCCCAAGCACGACUGUACUAA
Messenger RNA from Verticillium alfalfae VaMs.102, 1581 nucleotides. RefSeq lists its product as hypothetical. The record is from RefSeq and is a predicted model, not a curated record. The transcript has 3 exons. Gene Ontology annotation, molecular function: DNA-binding transcription factor activity, RNA polymerase II-specific; zinc ion binding; DNA binding. Gene Ontology annotation, biological process: regulation of DNA-templated transcription; DNA-templated transcription. Bases 1 to 1581 code for a protein of 526 amino acids. Lineage: Eukaryota; Fungi; Ascomycota; Sordariomycetes; Glomerellales; Plectosphaerellaceae.